ACAAUCCAUCACCGUGUCGGGUUUUUGGCCUUCUUAGCAAUUUUUGUAAUGCCAUCUCUCAACUCAUCCAACCCUUUCCGCCCUUAUCAGAUCCAUCUUCCUCCUCACCUCCAUCCUUAUCCUAAUCAUUUACUUGGGUUCUUCUCGGAGAACCCAGAUCAAGUUCUUGGUGGUUUCUCCGAGAAGAACCUAGGUCAGGCUCUCUUGGAGAACCUGAUCUGGGUUUUCCAAGAAGCCAAACUUGGGUUCGUGGAGAACCCAGACCUGGGUUCGUGGAGAACCCAGACCUGGGUUCGUGGAGAACCCAGACCUGGGUUCGUGGAGAACCCAGACCUGGGUGCCCAAAUUGGUGUUUGUCAUGGCAUGCUUGGUAACAACUUACCGCCCCGCCCAGAAGUCAUAGCUCUCUGCAACCAAUACAACAUCCGAAGGAUGAGACUCUACGACCCGGAUCAAGCUGCGCUCCAAGCCCUCGGAGGCACCAACAUUGAGGUCAUGCUUGGCGUCCCCAACACCGAUCCCACGCAUCGCCGCCAGCCAGGACAAUGCCAACGCUUGGGUCCAAAACAACGUCAAGAACUACGCCAACGUCAAAACAUCCGAAGUGUACUUUCGACUGCCGGACUUGGAAUCAAAGUUUCCACGGCUAUCGAAACCGGGACUCUCGGAGAAUCUUUCCCACCGUCCAACGGGUCUUUCAAGGGUGAAUAUAUGCCGAUCCUAAACCCUGUUAUUCGUUUCUUGGUGGACACACAAGCUCCAUUGCUGGUCAACUUGUAUCCUUACUUCAACGGGUCUCUACAGUACCAUAAUCUUUUCGAUGCAAUUCUUGAUGCAGUCUAUGCUGCCCUUGAGAAGUCCGGUGGAGGUAAUUUAGAGAUUGUUAUAUCAGAGAGUGGCUGGCCUACUGACGGUGGAACGGCGACGACGGUUGAUAAUGCAAGGACUUAUAACAACAAUCUGAUUCAACAUGUGAAGGGAGGGACUCCGAAGAAGCCUGGAAAGCCCAUCGAGAGAUACAUUUUUGCCAUGUUUGAUGAGAAUAACAAGGAACCGGAGUAUGAAAAACACUAGGUGUUGUUGAUACAUACAAUCUGCAAAGUUACAAAUUUUAUUACAUAUUGACGAAAAAUGAAAACUAUCAAUUUUAAUAGUUUAAAUAAUGAAAACUGUCAGUUUUA
Messenger RNA from Rubroshorea leprosula, 1181 nucleotides. NCBI's taxonomy places the organism in Eukaryota, Viridiplantae, Streptophyta, Magnoliopsida, Malvales, Dipterocarpaceae. The record is from the annotation of a GenBank genome assembly.